Chara braunii is the source of this 2095-nucleotide messenger RNA. The record is from the annotation of a GenBank genome assembly. NCBI's taxonomy places the organism in Eukaryota, Viridiplantae, Streptophyta, Charophyceae, Charales, Characeae.
GCGCACCAGCCACUUUUGCUGUGCGAGCGCCAAUCAACCGAGGUGAAGGGUACAAAAUAGCAGGCGCUUGGGGGGUGACGAUUGUCUGCGCCUAGGACCAAGGCUUUGUCUAAUUCUGAGACCAGUCAUGGCACUGCACGGCUAUAGGCCUGGGUACUGGUACCACCAGGCUCGUUGGAAGUCCGUGUCCGGGGAAGGGCCCUGGAUUACCGUCAUACUCAAUUAUGACGGUGGAGAUGAGCUGGUACUGAAGAUCAACGUGGAGGGAGCACGAGAGGGGGAGAUGCGAACUAGCCCAAAGCUGCAGGAUGCGAUUUCGGAGGCGAGAGACCGAGCGGAGAGACGCUGUAGACGGGACGGAGUGACGGCUAGGCUACAGAUAACGGUGGCUUACCACGAAACUGAGACCUCGAUGGAUACGGCGGACAUGGAGCAGAUCCACCAGGACAGAGACUCGAGAGGGGAGAGUGAGAUGAGUGACGCAGACCGAGAGACGGAUCUCAGGUCCUGGAACAGACCUGGUGAGAUCCAGAAGCAUCACCGAGCCGCAAACCCAGUAGAGGGGGGACCCGAGGCAAGCUCGCGACAACUGACACCCCGGGGUCGCAGGACGGGGGAGAAGUCGAGCAAGGGGAAAAGACAGGAGCUAGAGGAGGAGUGGUCUAGUUCAGACCCCCUAGCUUCUUGGACGGCAUUAGCUAAAGCCUCUAAGGGAGAGAUGUUCGUCGGCAAGGUAGUCAUCGACGACCGCAAGGCGGGGGCCUAUUAUGACACUUGCUCGACAAGGAACUUCAUUAGUCGCGCGUGCAUUGAGAGACUGCGCUUACAGGGGCAAGUGCAGUGCCUGAGUCGACAUGUGGAGUUGACCUGUGCCAACAAACAACGCAUGGUAGUUAAUGACUACCUCCAGGAUGUUGAGUGUUGUUUCCCGUACGAGGGAGGGGAAUUGAGACAUCGCGUCUCGUUCCUAGUGAGCGAUGAUCUCCCUAUGAAUAUCUUGUUAAGUAUGUACUACCUCUCCAUUGCACAGCCCCAGUUUGACUGGGACCGAAAAGUGGUCAAGCACAUUUUGCCAGGUGGAGGGACCGCCAAAUUGCGUAAGUUUAAGGCUAGUAGUCUGAUGGAGUCUUACGGAUGCAUGUGUGCUGCAGCGUUUUACAACUAUUAUAAGCAAAAUCUGGAGGAGGGUAUGUAUCUAGUUUAUGUCUCUGCAGCAGGCGAGCCGGUGAAAAUGCCGUCGGAGAUAGAGGGAGUAGUUGCAAAGUACCCUAAUCUAUUUGAAGAGCCGACAGAGGUUGUCGAGAGGGAGGUCGUCCACACGAUAGAGAUUAUCCCAAGGUCUAGCAUCCCGAAGGGUAGGAUCUAUCGCACGUCUCCAAGUGGGCUUGAUGAGCUUCGCCGGCAACUCAAGGAACUCGUAGAGAAGGGUUGGAUCCGUCUGAGUGUCUCCCCUUACGGAUCUCCAGUCUUAUUUGUGUCGAAGAAGGGGGGAACUCUGAGGAUGUGCAUUGACUAUAGGGGCCUCAAUGCCAUCACUGUAAAGAACAGAGAGCCCCUGCCGCGCAUCGACGAUCUGUUAGAUAGAGUGCAAGGGUGUCGGUACUUCAGUAAGAUAGAUCUGAAGUCUGGGUACCAUCAGAUUGCAAUACGGCCCGAGGAUCAGCACAAAACAGCUUUUCAGACCAGGUACGGUCUGUACGAGUUUGUGGUGAUCCCUUUCGGCCUUCGCAAUGCUCCUGGCACCUUUCAGCACGCUGUGAAUCGGAUCUUUCAUGGCCACUGGGACAAGUUUGUCAUCGUGUAUCUCGAUGACAUACUCAUUUUUAGUAGGACUGUUGAGGAACAUGUUGCGCACUUAGAUAACGUCCUCAGUCUCCUUCGGCAGCACAAGUUCAAGAUCAAUGGGGAGAAAUGCAAGUUUGGUCGCACCCAGAUCUUGUACUUGGGUCAUGAGAUUUCCGCGGAGGGUUUGAAGCCGAUGACGCGAAGGUGGCCAGCAUUCGUGACUGGCCUCGUCCUCAGUCUAUGACUGAGAUGAGGUCCUUCUUAGGGAUGAUCGGCUAGUAUCGCAAUUUUGUGAAGAACUAUAGCAUAG